AUGUUUCCUCUUGAAUGUAGCAGACAAUUUUUUGGGUCUGAUAAAUUGGUGGCAAAAUCAUUAUCUGAAACUAGAUGGUCUGCUCGCGCAUCUGCAGUCACAGCUUUGCAAGACUGUCAUAAGGAAUUCUUGGCUGCGAUAUCAUCAAUUGCUGAAGAUGAUGAUCAAUCGAAAGAAACUAGAAGUGAAGCAGUUGUCAUUUUCAAAAAAAUGCAGAAGUUGGAAAUAAUUAUUCUUACGGAGAUAUGGAAUAAUGGAUUAAUAACAGUAAAUAGUUUACAAAGUAGAUUUCUUACGAUGGAACUAGCAGUGAAGUUAUUGAAAUCACUAAUUAAUUUUUUGAAUAAUGAAAGAAAUUAUUUCGAAAAGUACUAUAGCAUUGCUAAAGAUAAAUUUUCAGAUAGUGACUUUAAACAGAAUACACAACGUAUAACUGAACGAAGUUCGGGAAUCAAAUUUAUUGAUGGACCAGCAGAAGAAGCCCAAUUUAGUGGCAAAGAGAAAUUUAAAAUUUAA
Psylliodes chrysocephalus is the source of this 516-nucleotide messenger RNA. The record is from the annotation of a GenBank genome assembly. NCBI's taxonomy places the organism in Eukaryota, Metazoa, Arthropoda, Insecta, Coleoptera, Chrysomelidae.